AUGGGUAGACGUAAAAUUGAGAUCCAAAGGAUUUCUGAUGAUAGAAACAGGGCUGUCACCUUCAUAAAGCGUAAAGCCGGGCUUUUCAAAAAAGCCCAUGAACUCUCCGUUCUUUGCCAAGUAGAUAUAGCCGUUAUCAUACUGGGCUCCAACAAUACUUUCUAUGAAUUUUCCUCCGUGGAUACGGAUGAUCUGAUUGAUCAUUAUCAGAAUGACAAAAACCUUCUUCAUGAAGUAAAGAAUCCCUCCGAUUAUGGAGACUUCCAGAAAAACUCAUCUGUGAACAUAAACCAAGAGCUCCUGAGAUCGUCGAUUGCUAAUAAGCCUUCUAAAUCAAAUAUCACUCCGAUGAAGCAGGUGUACAAUGAUGACGAUGAAGAGGAUGAAGAGGAAGAAGAGGCACAUAUUAAUCUUCAGAUGGAACAGCGCGCGAAUACAAGAUCUUCCAGUAGACAAGUAUCGAAUACACAAUUGAAACUACUGUCGCCCACCGCACUUAUUUCGAAAAUGGACGGCAAUGACAAUAGUAAACGACAUCCUGAAAAUGCAUUGCCGCCCUUGCAACGCUUAAAGAGAUUGAAACCGGAUCCUCUACAGGCUAAUAAUAGAUCUCCACAACAGCAACAACAACAACAACAACAACAAAAUAUAUCGAGACCAUACCACAACAACAUGUACAAUCUCAACCAACCUUCAUCCAGUUCAUCCUCUCCUUCCACGAUGGAUUUCCCCAAGUUGCCGAGUUUCCAGAACUCUUCGUCUAACACCCGCCGCCCACCACUCUCCAUCUCACCAAAUAAGUAUAGUAAACCCUUUACAGCCUCAAGCACCAGAACUCCUAAACAGGAUCACAAGCUUGACAAUAGUAAUAACGAUAAUAGCGGUUAUUCACAGCCCUCUCCCAACUCCUUAGAAGACUCAAUUCAACACACUGUUAAAGCUAGAAGGAAAAUGUCCGUGAGACCAGUGCUUCGUGUAAGAAUCCCGAAUAACAACUUCAGCUGUAAUUCUGCCAUUACAAGCGAACCUUCUUCCGCAUCAUCCACAUCGGGAAACGGGAACAGUUUAGGGUCUUCGCAAAUUUUAAAAGGAAACAAGACAAACCGAUCUGGUAAGGCUUCACCACUUUCGGCGUCCGCCUCCGGACCCUUGACUCUUCAAAAGGCUAGCAAUGGCAGAGUCGUAAUAAAAUUGCCCAACGCAAACAUGUCUUUGAUUAAUAAUACUACUAAUAAUAACAGUAAUCACCAUCAUCCAUAUUCAUUCGGAAAUGGCUCUUCACCACUCUUCUCUGCAACUCAACCAUAUAUCGCGACCCCUUUGCAACCAUCCAAUAUUCCUGGUGGACCUUUUCAACAAAACACGUCCUCUUUCUUGGCUCAAAGACAAGCCCAACAAUAUCAACAACUCCCUUUCAAAAAACAGAACCAACCUGCCCCGCUAACUACAACGUUGGCGGGACGUCCUCCAACCUUUUCGGGACCUGAAAACGGCAAUGGCCCCCCAACUGGUUCAUUACCAUCGAAGUUCGUACACGAUUUGAUGAGCAAUUCUCCAAACGUUUCAUCAAUGCCAAUGUUUUCAGACUGGGCAAUGGGGCCCAAUAGCGCCAGGCCCAUACAUUCUGUACCCGGUAAUACGAAUAGCGCUGGUUCAUUCCCUCCUAUACCUACAAGCAUGGCCCCCAACCCCAACAAUAACAGCAAUAACAGCAACAACCCCAACCCCAACAAUUACUACAACAACACCGAAGAGGCCCCUGUAAAUGGACCUGCUGCGCCUGAUCAUUCUAGUGACGGAGACAUAAGUAAUCAUCCCAACUCAAACACAUAUGAUGUUGCUGCCUCCUCAUACAAUGGAAAUACCGGGCUAACUCCAUAUAUCAAUGCUACUCAAACACCAUUAGGUACGAAAUUUUUCAACUUUUCAACCGACAUUUCGGGAGAGAAAAAUUCGAGCAAGAUUUGA
Saccharomyces eubayanus is the source of this 1968-nucleotide messenger RNA. It is a transcript of the gene RLM1, whose product is annotated as Rlm1p. The record is from RefSeq and is a predicted model, not a curated record. The transcript has a single exon. Lineage: Eukaryota; Fungi; Ascomycota; Saccharomycetes; Saccharomycetales; Saccharomycetaceae. Gene Ontology annotation, molecular function: RNA polymerase II cis-regulatory region sequence-specific DNA binding; protein dimerization activity; DNA-binding transcription factor activity, RNA polymerase II-specific. Gene Ontology annotation, biological process: positive regulation of transcription by RNA polymerase II. Bases 1 to 1968 code for a protein of 655 amino acids.